Messenger RNA from Zeugodacus cucurbitae (melon fly), 1286 nucleotides. RefSeq names its product B-cell CLL/lymphoma 7 protein family member B (gene BCL7-like). The coding region runs from base 396 to 794 and encodes 132 amino acids. The record is from RefSeq and is a predicted model, not a curated record. NCBI's taxonomy places the organism in Eukaryota, Metazoa, Arthropoda, Insecta, Diptera, Tephritidae. The transcript is spliced from 3 exons.
GUUUUAAGGCCCCUGCAUAUCAGAUUUAAACCAACUUGCAAACAAACGCAAAAAUAUCGUGCAACCUUUACUAUUGUAAAUGAGUUUUCAAUUUACUAAACUAUAUUUUAUUGUUAUCGUUGCAAUAAAAACUUAAAUAUCAAUAUUUCAUGCAAAAACAGUAUAAUUUAUUUAUUCGCAUACAUCUGUUUACCACCAAAAAUAAUUGUAUACAGGCGUCUUAAAGGCAUGGUCAGCUGUCAUAUGGUGGUACUCGGCAUUUAGCGGCCAUUUUCGACGAAACUUCGUUUUCUGUUUACAUCGUUCAAGUUAAAGCAGUAAAUUUCGAAAAAUUGGCUAUUUAAUUACCAAAAAAAUUAGCAAAUUAUCCUAAAUACUGUAUAAAAUAGUGGAAAAUGUCGCGUAGUGUUCGAGCGGAAACUCGUAGCCGAGCUAAAGAUGACAUCAAACGUGUUAUGAAUGCAGUGGAAAAAGUGAGACAUUGGGAAAAGAAAUGGGUUACAAUCGGUGAUACCACGAUGAAAAUUUACAAAUGGGUGCCCAUAUCGAAUUCAGAGAAGAAAAAAGUGAGCAGCGUUAAUAAGAGUGAUAAAGAAAAUUCACAGAAAGGCACGCCAACACCACCUCAAAUAACGCCCUACGCCGGCCUGACUGCGGAAGAUUCGAACACCUGUUUUUCCAUGGUGAGCGAUUCCCAAGGUGCCACAGAAUUUGUUUCGAGCAUGCCAUUUUCUGAGGAUUCCAACUCGCAAGGCAGCGAAGGACCAGUGAAACGACUCAAAACUAGUGAUUAAUUAUAAUUAUUCAUAACUAAACAUGUUCGUAACGCAACCACUGCAAUCCGCAAUCAGUCACACUCGAAAAUCAAGCAAUUUUCAAGAAUUGAAAUUAAUUUAUGUUAAUGAAGAAAAAACGUUAAAAAAAAUAGAAAAAAUUAAUUUCCAUGGAUAUUUUGUACACCACAGUGUAGUAUUGUAUUUGAGGAGUGUAAGCAUAGCAAAACGAAUACUUUGUACUACGCUGUGGUAACUGCUGCUAACUAAUUAAUUUUAAGCAAUUUUAUUAUAAUUAAAUAUUUAUAAUUUACUUACAUAUAUGAAAUGUGCGCCUAGCUUAGUCAUCAUUACUCUAGUAUUAAGUGGAAUCCUUCUCCAAAAUGUAAUUUAUAUAAAUAUAUGCACUUCAAUGCGGUGCAAGUGUGUGUGUGUGGAGAAGGAGUAUGUGCACACGGCGAACUCGUAACAAUCGUAUUAAUAAUAGUGUUGAUUAUGAUGAAGACAUUUUCA